Molecule: messenger RNA, 2330 nt
Organism: Cololabis saira (Pacific saury)
Lineage: Eukaryota; Metazoa; Chordata; Actinopteri; Beloniformes; Belonidae
Gene: eefsec
Product: eukaryotic elongation factor, selenocysteine-tRNA-specific
Exons: 7
Coding region: 1-1743 (580 amino acids)
Biological process (GO): selenocysteine incorporation
Molecular function (GO): translation elongation factor activity; GTPase activity; GTP binding
Source: RefSeq, a predicted model, not a curated record
AUGUCCGAGUCCCAGUCCCAGGACAGCCGCUCCAGGACCCUGAACUUCAACGUGGGGGUUCUGGGACACGUGGACAGCGGGAAGACGUCCCUGGCCAGGGCUCUGAGCAGCACGGCGUCCACGGCAGCCUUCGACAAGAACCCGCAGUCCCGGGAGAGAGGCAUCACGCUGGACCUGGGCUUCUCCUCCUUCACGGUGGACUGUCCUGACCACCUGCUGCAGGCCGGGGGGGAGCAGCCCUACACCGGCCUGCAGUUCACCCUGGUGGACUGUCCGGGACACGCCUCUCUCAUCAGGACUAUUAUUGGAGGUGCCCAAAUCAUUGACCUGAUGAUACUGGUGGUAGAUGUGGUGAAGGGCAUGCAGACCCAGACAGCUGAAUGUCUGCUGAUAGGAGAGCUGACCUGUCCUCGCAUGGUGGUCAUCCUGAAUAAGAUUGACCUACUGCCACCUGACAAGAGACAAAGUGCCAUUGAGAAAAUGACCAAGAGAAUGCACAAGACCCUUGAGAACACCAGAUUUAAGGAAUGUCCAGUGAUUGCUGUUGCAGCGAAGCCUGGGGGCCCAGACGCCGCUGACACGGAGGAGCCACAGGGAGUGCCUCAGUUAAUAGAGCUUUUAAAGAAGCAGACAUACCUCCCAAAGAGAGAUCCCAAAGGUGACCUCCUUAUGGCCGUGGAUCAUUGUUUCUCCAUCCGUGGUCAGGGAACAGUCAUGACCGGGACCAUCCUGCAGGGGUCACUGGCUAUUAACGAUACCGUAGAAAUCCCAGUGCUAAAGGUGACCAAGAAAAUAAAGUCGGUGCAGAUGUUUCGGAAGCCCGUGUCUGGGGCCAUGCAGGGAGAUCGUGUGGGCGUGUGCGUGACACAGUUUGACCCCAAACUGCUGGAACGUGGUGUGGUGUGCACUCCAGGGUCCCUGCGCACCCUCUUUGCAGCCGUCAUCUCCGUGAGGAAGAUAGGCUACUUCAAGGGCUCUCUCGCUACUCGUGCCAAGUUCCACAUCACAGUGGGCCAUGAGACGGUGAUGGCGAGGGUGACCUUCUUUGGCCUGCCCCCUUCUGAUUCUAAACCCACUCCAUCAGAGCCUUGCUCGCUGGAAACACCCUUUACGUUUGACACAGAGUAUUUCUACCAGGAGGCGUAUGUCACCGGGCAGGGAGAAGGGAGUUCGGGGCCCGACCCGGAUCAGUGGGCCUUAUUGGAGUUUGAACGGCCCGUCACGUGUCCCGCUCUCGUUUUGGUAAUUGGCUCCAAGCUGGACACGGAUAUCCACGCCAAUGCGUGUCGCCUUGCCUUCCAAGGUCGCCUGUUACAGGGCUUUGAAGAUAAAAACUACACUGAGACUGCUCUGCCUCGUCUGCGGAUCUUCAAGACCAAACAGAAGGAGGGCCAGGUGGAGAGGGUGACCGAUGAUUACACCGUCAUUGGCCGCAGCUUAUUCAAGAAGGAGACAAACCUCCAGCUCUUUGUUGGGUUGAAGGUCACGCUGUCAACGGGCGAGAGUGGCGUUAUCGAGGGCGGGUUUGGACAGAGCGGGAAGUUCAAGAUACGCAUACCAGACGGUCUUCUGCCAGAAACCAAGCAGUUGUUAUCUUCCACUUCGAAGAAAAAAGGGAAGAGUGGGAGCAAAGGUGGACCUGCAAACGAAGAGGAGCCCAAAGCCGAUUCGCAGCCCAUUAGUAUUCACUUGCAUUUCAAGAGAUACGUCUUUGAUCCCCAUAAAAAGAUGGUUCAGUCUUGACCUGCGUUCCAGACGCUUCUGACUGAGUUAGCCGCAGAGACGGGUCAUUUUCAGAGUUCUGGUGGAGGAGCGGUGAAUGCCAGCCCUUUUUAUCAUGGCUGCGUUAAAAUUCAUUGCCUUUUUUCUGGGCGAUCGAGACAAUCAGCCAAAAUGAAAUGACUGAGGAAUGUUGAACAUUAAUGUGAACCAGGGAUGGACAUAAUCCCGUUUCCUUAAUCUCAAAGGUGAAUGCUGCUGUUUUCCAUACAUACUCUUGAUUUAUGUUGCAGUCGCUGGCCUGUUGGGUGACUAAAUCUGAAUGAAUUCUUUUGCCAUGUUUCUAACUGGCAUGAACACGUUUGCAGGAAUAUGGAGCUAACUGCUUUCAUAUUUGCUUCUCUUCAGCUGAGAGCCAGCUCAGUCCCAGGUUUGGGUUCACCGGCUCCUGCUCUGACAUCUGUGUUUCAACAAUAUUUUUUCCCUUUUCACACUACUUUUCUCAGUGCCAGAUUAUUAUUGAUUUGCUAAUUAUGUUGUUUGCUUGAUUUGAACAGAGUACUAAUGUUUUCAAACGGACAAAUAAAGCAAAGUCCUGCUCUGAUCUUUAA